Molecule: messenger RNA, 2158 nt
Organism: Vigna umbellata (rice bean)
Lineage: Eukaryota; Viridiplantae; Streptophyta; Magnoliopsida; Fabales; Fabaceae
Source: RefSeq, a predicted model, not a curated record
AAAAAAAGCUAGGAGAAAGUGAAGGAAUGGUGGCGGAAAGAAAGAGGUUUGUUUGGGAAGCAAAAGAAUAGCCGCACCUUCCGUUUUGACACGUUAUUCGGUAGAAGGUGGUGACGGAGAAUUGGAGGGAAUAUCCAUUGACCCAGAGAUCUAGUUUCAUUCUUCCUGCACAACCACGACCAAAGAUCUGUGAGUUUUUUUGUUUUUGUUUUUCUCUCUGGUCAGAUCUGUAGAGUCUUCUUUCUCGACGCCAUUAUUAUUCUUUUUCAUCUCCGGAAGGGUGGAAUCAUGUCUAACAGAAAUGAAUAUUCUUCUUUACCCGUUAGCUCCUAUUUAGAAUUGCAGCGUCAGAACGAGUCCUCAAAAUCUGUUGGCAUUCCUUCUUAUGACGAAUCCGAAGUGUAUUUGGGAUCCAAAAUCGAAGACGAGGAUGAAGAUUUCGAAACGGACAUCGAUAAUUACCCCCUUGUUAUUGUGGGGUCCAAUAAAGGCUCUGGGAUACCUGGGGCUGUUUUCAAUUUAACAACCACGGUUAUUGGGGCAGGGAUCAUGGCUCUCCCUGCCACUAUGAAAGUUCUAGGAUUGGUUUUGGGGAUUAUUUUGAUAAUUCUUAUGGGAAUUUUGUCUGAAAUUAGCGUGGAAUUGUUGGUGAGGUUUUCUGUUUUGUGUAAGGCAUCCUCCUAUGGGGAGGUUGUUCAGCAUGCAAUGGGAAAGCCUGUGAGGAUUUUGUCUGAAAUCUGCAUUAUUUUGAACAAUGCCGGUGUUUUGGUGGUUUACUUGAUAAUCAUGGGGGAUGUUAUGUCUGGUUCCUCUCACCAUAUGGGGGUUUUUGAUCAGUUAAUGGGGAAUGGGGCGUGGGAUCAAAGGAAGAUUGUGGUUUUAGUUGUCAUGGUGGUUUUCCUUGCUCCCCUUUGUUCACUUGACAAGAUCGAUUCAUUGAGCUUGACCUCGGCUGCCUCCGUGGCUCUUGCUGUUUUGUUCGUCGUUGUUGCUUUUACGGUUGCUUUCAUCAAGCUCGUGGAAGGACGGAUUGAUUCUCCCAGAUUUGCUCCUGAUCUUAGCUCCAAAACUGCAAUUUUGGAUUUUCUUGUUGCGAUACCCAUCAUGACCAAUGCAUAUGUUUGCCAGUUUAAUGUGCCGCCAAUAUAUAAUGAGCUUGAACAACGGUCUCCUCGAAAGAUGAACACGGUUGGGAGGUACACCACUGUUUUGUGCAUCGUAGUUUAUGCUUGCACUUCCAUAUCGGGUUACCUGCUCUUUGGGAAAGACACAGAGGCUGAUGUACUGACUAAUUUUGAUAAGGAUCUUGGAAUUCGGUAUAGCUCGGUCUUGAACUAUAUUGUCCGGAUUGGCUACAUUCUUCAUUUGAUACUUGUUUUCCCUGUUAUUCAUUUUUCAUUGCGCCAAACAGUGGACGCAUUAUUGUUUGUGGGAUCACCUCCUCUUUCAGAAAGUAAGAAGAGAUCUUUGGGGUUGACUGCGGUUCUGUUGGUCCUCAUAUAUAUUGGGUCUACUAUGAUUCCAAACAUCUGGACAGCUUUUAAGUUCACUGGGGCAACCACGGCUGUUUCAUUGGGUUUUAUAUUUCCUUCUCUUGUUUCUUUGAGACUAAAACAUCUGGGAGAUCUAAGCUACGGAGAAUGGGUUUUGUCAUGGUUGAUGUUGGUAUUAGCUGUGACUGUUAGCAUAGUAGGAGUUGUUAGCAAUGUUUAUAGCCUUCAGAGUAAGUCUUAGCCACACAAUUUGGUUUCUUCGUUGGCUCUGCUGCAAUGUGAUUCAAACUGCAGAAGAUGGGGUGCGCAGGAUUGUUUUGUAAUAUGGGAAAACUAUUUUUGCUCCGGCUAUGAUAUAUAGGGUAUAAGAUGCACAUAAACCUUCAACACGUCCUCCAAUUUUGAAGACUGGUGACCAGUUGGUUCAGGACCAGAGGACUGUGGCUUAUCAGUUUGCCGCAGUAUGUAUACAGUUCUGAUCUUUAUGGCAGUAUUAUCUUUUUUCUUCAUUGAUUUUACACAAGGUUGAUGUUGUAACAUUUUGUAGCAGGUUCUGCAAUUGCUUAUCUGGCACAUUCCACGUUUUAUUUUCGUUUUCUGGUAGACAAUUUCUGUUUUAGUUGCUUUCAAAGCAUGUGUAGGCUUGUUAUAAAAUGCUUUUAGGA